UUAGAGAGGAAAAGUCGUGAGGAGGAUAUGAUCGUAGGGACGAACAAGUCGGAGAAGAGAAGGGAGACGCCGUUAGAUCUGGUUUUGUGGCCAUCCACCAACUCUUAAUCCAUUUUCAUUCCUUUAAACAAAAAAACAAAAAAAAAGAAGCAAUUUCUCAAAGGAUUAAUUUUUUGCCUUUAUAGACUUUCGAUCUCAAAGGAUCUCGCGUUGUCGAAAGUUUCAUCCUUUUUUUUUUCUUCGUUCCAUCGAUUUCGUCUAAUCAUGAGGAAGAAGCUCGACACCCGUUUCCCUGCUGCGCGUAUAAAGAAAAUAAUGCAAGCUGACGAGGAUGUUGGCAAGAUCGCUCUGGCUGUGCCUGUCUUAGUUUCAAAAGCUUUGGAAUUGUUCUUACAAGACCUUUGUGAUCGUACUUAUGAAAUCACUCUUCAAAGAGGAGCCAAGACUGUGAGCUCUUUGCACUUAAAAAACUGUGUAGAAACAUACAACGUGUUUGACUUUCUGAGGGAAGUUGUCAGCAAAGUUCCUGACUAUGGCCAUGGGCAUGGUCACGGUAAUGGCCACGCUGAUGCAACCAUGGACGAUCGCACUAUCUCCAAGAGAAGGAAGCCUUUGGGAGAUGAAGCUAAUGACAGCGAUGAGGAGCUAAAGAAGACCAAAGUGCAGGAGACAGGGCAAGUGGGACCAAGUGGAAGAGGUAGAGGAAGAGGGCGUGGAAGGGGACGUGGAAGAAGUGCAAAAACAGCUGAAAGAGAGCUUCUUCAACGCGAAAUGGAAACAGAACCAACCAUAUUAUCAGCACCACCACAACUUACUCAAGACGGUAUCACUAUGCCUGCUGCACCAACAACACAACAACAAGACAUGGAGAAGAAGGAUGUUGUAGAUGACAUGUCUAAUAACCACGCAAAGCAAGAGCUGCAAAGUCCAAAAGCAGGUAACGACACAAACUCAGGGUUAGGUCGAGAUUUCGAUCUCAACACACAAUCUCUAGACGUGGAGACAAAGGCACCAGUGGUGGUUGUCACAGACUCAAGAGAGACGAAACCAGAGGAAUAUCCUGGUUGGUCGGUAUCGGAUAUAGGUAAUAUGGAUCCAAUGCAGCUUGCUAGUAUGAGUAAGAGGUUAGACGAAGAGGAAGAAGAUUAUGACGAGGAGGAAGGUUGAGAUGCUGAGACCCCUCUACAUGUUAGUAGGAAACAUGAUGAUGUAGGAUUUAAAAAAUAGAGAGUAGAAGUUUUAACAUGUUAAAACAGUCUCUGUUUAUGUAGAAGAUGUGUAUCAUAUGGCUCUUUUCUCUUCUCUGUUUAUUUCCAUAAGUUUGAAAAACUUGAUUUACUUUUCAUCACCCUUAGACUGAUUCAGACCUAACCAAGAACAUGUUUUCUCACUUGUAAGUCCUAUAAUACAGUAUAAGCUUGUUUAAAGUUGUGAAGAGUUUGUAGAAAGCAAGUUGAUUUGGCGAAAAGUGGCUCAAAAAGAACAU
Eruca vesicaria subsp. sativa (arugula) is the source of this 1486-nucleotide messenger RNA. The record is from the annotation of a GenBank genome assembly. NCBI's taxonomy places the organism in Eukaryota, Viridiplantae, Streptophyta, Magnoliopsida, Brassicales, Brassicaceae.